ACUCACUAACUGCAGCGAAUUUGUUCGGAGCGGUUGGAUUUUGAAACCCUACGCUUCAAUCCAUUCAUGUUUUCUCAAAGAAAAUCGUCACUUUUAAGCCAUGCACCCACAACAGAACCCCUAUCAAAGAAGUGCCACGAUUUUUGCCGCAUUUUGUGCGAUCACUUUUUGUGUAUUCGGAGUUUUAGGUAAUUCGAUAACAAUUUUAGCAUUAAUUCGAUGUCCGAAAUUACGUACACAUGCAACAACAUUUUUUGUGCUUUCGUUAUGCAUCUCUGAUUUGAUAUUUUGCGUUUUCAAUUUACCUCUAAUGGCAAUUCGGUAUAUUUAUGAAGAUUGGAUUCUUGGGGAUACUUUGUGUAAAAUAUUCCCCGUUGUUCUUUAUGGGAACGUCGCUUUAUCUUUGUUAAACAUGGUAGCUAUCACUUUAAACAGGUACACCAUCAUUUCGCAUAGCAAUUAUUAUAACACCAUUUAUUCAAAAACCUCAAUUUGGGCGCAAAUUGUUUUUAUUUGGACUCUUUCAUCAAGUAUUAUGAUAUUACCUUUAUUCGAAGUUUGGGGCAAACUCGGAUUCGAUAAACGAACUUUUUCUUGUACCAUCCUAGACAAUAAUGGGUCACCCAAAAAAAUGUUUUUCUUGGUGGGAAUCGUUAUUCCUUGUAUAAUAAUUGUGAUCUCAUACACGUGCAUUUAUUUAAAAGUACGCGCAUCAAAGAAAACUUUAGAAGCACAUCAGCAAAAUCACCCAUUAGAUCGUCAAACCCGAAGACAAAGGGACGAUAAUCGCUUGACAAAGUUAAUGUUACUCAUUUUUAUUUGUUUCAUCUUGUGUUUUUUGCCAUUGAUGUGCGUAAAUGUAUUCGACGACGAUGUAAAGUACCCUUUCUUUCAUAUUUUGGCUUCUAUACUAGUUUGGGCCUCGAGCGUUAUUAACCCGUUCGUUUAUGCCGCCACGAAUAAACAAUAUCGCUUAGCUUACGCUAAAUUAUUAAAAAUAACUAAAAGUGGAGUUAAUUCGGACACAAAACAGUGUUCUACUUCCACGAAAAAUAAACAAAAUGACCAAAAAUAUGUAUUAAAAAAAAGUAAAGUUUAAAAUUGUGUUAAGAAUAAGAAUUUAUUUUGUAAUUAUUUAUUUUUAUAGAAAUAUACACGUAUU
This is a messenger RNA of Onthophagus taurus, 1162 nucleotides long. RefSeq names its product protein trapped in endoderm-1-like. Gene Ontology annotation, cellular component: membrane. The record is from RefSeq and is a predicted model, not a curated record. Lineage: Eukaryota; Metazoa; Arthropoda; Insecta; Coleoptera; Scarabaeidae. Gene Ontology annotation, molecular function: G protein-coupled receptor activity. Gene Ontology annotation, biological process: G protein-coupled receptor signaling pathway.